UAUUCUUAUGCCUACCUCUUGUGAGUCUUCUCCCCUCUAUCCUGCCCAACCCCCGCUCUCUCUAAUUCUAGGGUUCCCUAUUCGCCGAUCUCGGUAACCAAUCACUGAUCGCCCAAUCUAGGAUUUCUGCAUUGGCUUUUCUUUAAACCCAGUCCGGAAACCUUGAUCGAAUGCGGUUUUGGAGGAGACUUGCUUCCGUUUUUUUGAUUUCCGAGGAAUCAAUCCAUCCCACAAAUAUAUAAAAAAAUCCGAAUUCGGUCUGCUUUUUUGAAUCAAUCUUCAAUUUGUUGAUUUUUUGUUCAUUUCUUCUAUAAAAAGUUUCUAAAUUGGGUAAAGGAUCGAGAGUGAGGAGAGAGAGAGAGAGCGCUUUAGGGAUGAGCGAAAACCCUAACCCACCAGUGGACGUGAAGCCGGCGGCCGGCGGCCGCUUCCCGGGCCAUCACAUCCAUAAGCCGGUGGCUGCCCACCAUGUCCUCCCGGUCGUGGCGAUGCCGGCGCAGGUAGACGACGGCCGUGGAGGCGGCGGAGAGUCGCAGUUGAUUGCCGCUGCCGACGCGCAGGCUCUCCAGCAGUACGAGGCGGCGGAGCACCACAUCGGUGUCGGUGUACAUGGGAUGGAGGAGGAUCGGGAUGUGGCCGGGGAUGGCGAGGGCAUGGAGACGGAUGGUCUGGUUGAUCCGAGCAAUAUAGGGGACCCUCAAGCGGUGAUUGCCCACCAAGUUGGUGGCAACCAGCUCACACUUUCGUUCCAGGGUGAGGUCUAUGUGUUCGACUCCGUCUCCCCCGAAAAGGUUCAGGCCGUGCUCCUGUUGCUGGGAGGGCGCGAGAUGAACGUUGCUUUAAAUUCUUUUCAAUCAUCUCCCCAUAUGCAUAAUAGGCGCAUAAACUUUCCUCACAGAGUCGCAUCGCUGAUGAGGUUUCGCGAGAAGAGGAAAGAGCGAAACUUUGACAAGAGAAUACGAUACAAUGUUCGCAAAGAGGUUGCCCUCAGGAUGCAACGAAACAAGGGCCAAUUCAUAUCAUCCAAAUCCAAGCCUGAAGAUUCAACAUCUGGUGUUACCAGUUGGGAUACUACCCAGCAAUGGGGUUCACAGGAGAAUCGGCCGCCUGCAGCAUCUGCAUGCCAUCAUUGUGGCAUUAGUCCAAAGUCUACACCAAUGAUGCGCCGUGGACCUGAUGGACCAAGGACCUUAUGCAAUGCAUGUGGACUAGUGUGGGCAAAUAAGGGAAUAAUGAGGGAUCUUUCAAAAAAUCCAUCUCCAACCAUUCCAAAUGCCUUAGCAGAACCCAAGGAAGGGGAUUGCAUCAUCAAGUAAUAAUGGAAGUACCCGAUAAUUUUCUUGAAAGGUGCAGUUGCCAGUCACAAAAACUUGUGACUGUAAAUCAGCUACAACAUUCUUUUCUUCUGAGAAACCAUUCCUCAAUUGGGAUAGCUGUCAGUUUUUGAUUUGAGAUAUUAUCUUUGGACCAACUAUAGCAGAACUCACCAUUGGUGACUGUGUUUGUUGCUGAAUGCUUUGUGCGAGACCAAGCUUUGUGCGAUUCAUGGAGGGUGGAAGGCAGCUAACUCUUCCGAGAUAAUGGAUGGUAAACCAAGCUUCUUGUGCGAGACCAAAAUAGAAGCUGCUUGUCUUGUCAAAAUUUGCGGUUUGGUGAAGCUGAUCUACUAUAAGUGUGGUAUAAUUCGGUGGCAAGGUACUCAAAAGGAAAACUAAUGUGAAAUAACAUGCGACUUUAAGAGCUAGUUUAAGGGAUUGAUGUAGGAUGGUAAUGGGAAUGAUAUGUACUAUGAACUAUGUUGAUGACAUGGUUGGACUUCAGGCCAAAAUCUGUACUUUUUAAGUUAGAUAUGCUUUGUUCUCGUACAACUCAACAUCAAUUUGAUCAUGAAAGGAGCAUAUUGCUAUA
Molecule: messenger RNA, 1908 nt
Organism: Phoenix dactylifera (date palm)
Lineage: Eukaryota; Viridiplantae; Streptophyta; Magnoliopsida; Arecales; Arecaceae
Source: RefSeq, a predicted model, not a curated record